UGAUACAGUAGCAAGCCAGUAGCUACUUGCAUAUCAUCGGCCACGCGCACUAUUUCCUCUAUCAUCAGUUUGCGCGACUCUAUCCUCGCGCUGGUAGAGACGAGAAAAUAUACGUUUGUGACACAUUAUUACAUCAAGGAAAGAUUUCUGGCAAAGCAAAGAUGUGGAAGUCAGUGGUGGGACACAACGUGAGCAUAAAGGUGGCUGCAGAGGGGGAUGACUGGGAGACCGACCCUGACUUUGAGAAUGAUGUGUCAGAACAGGAACAGAGAUGGGGUGCCAAGACCAUUGAGGGGUCUGGUCGAAAAGAACACAUCAGUGUAUCAGAGCUGAGACAGAAGGUGUCCCAGGAGCAUGAGGUGGGGAAGCAGAAGGAGCGGGCGGAGGCUCCCAAGGCCUCCUACGGUUACGGAGGGAAGUUUGGAGUGGAGAAAGACCGCAUGGACAAGGGGGCAGUGGGGCAUGGCUACGUGGCGCAGGUGGAGCAGCACUCAUCCCAGACAGAUGCAAAGAGAGGAUUCGGGGGGAAAUUUGGAGUGCAGAAAGACCGUGUGGAUAAGUCUGCCAUGGGUUUUGAAUACAAGGGAGAGGUGGAGCAGCACACAUCUCAGAAAGACUAUUCUAAGGGAUUUGGAGGGAAGUUUGGGGUGGAAAGGGAGAAGGUGGACAAGGUUUCCUUGGGUUACGACUACAAGGGAGAGACAGAGAAGCACCAGUCUCAAAAAGACUAUUCAAAGGGUUUUGGAGGGAAGUUUGGGGUGGAGAGGGAGAAAGUGGACAAGGCUGCCUUGGGUUACGACUACAAGGGAGAAACAGAGAAGCAUGAGUCACAGAAAGACUAUGCCAAGGGCUUUGGGGGACGCUAUGGAGUCCAGGCAGACCGCAUGGAUAAAAGUGCAGUGGCCUUCACAGACAUGGAAUCCCCUACCUCUGCCUAUGAGAAGACACUACCAUUGGAGGCAUCAAGUGCAGGGGCAGGCAACCUGAAGGCUCGCUUUGAAAACUUGGCUCGGUCAUCAGAUGAGGAGAACAGGAAGCGAGCAGAGGAGGAGAGAGCCAGGAGACAGGCUAGAGAGAAGAGAGAGCAGGAGGAGGCACGACGCAGACAACAGGAACAGAACAGCAGGGAGGAGGAAGCAGAGCAGCAGAGGCCUCCACCUGUUGCAGAGCAGAGGCCUCCACCUGUUGCAGAGCAGAGGCCUCCACCUGUUGCAGAGCAGAGGCCUCCACCUGUUGCAGAGCAGAGGCCUCCACCUGUUGAAGAGCAGAGGCCUCCAUCUGUUCCAGAGAACAAGAGGAAGCCCCAACCACCACAGGUGCCCACUGCCAGGGCAGUGCCUCAGAUACCAAGAGAUGAACCUGAGCCAGUGGAUGAAGAGGAGGAGGAGCCAGACUAUGACCAGCCCCCGUGCCUGCCCCCACGGUCAAGUGACCUGCUGGAGGCGGGGCCACCUCAGGAGCAGACCCAAUCAGAACCAGAGCAGGAUGAGGGAGAGUAUGAGGAUAUCGCACCAAUACGUGUAGCUGUCGCAGUACCUGAUCCAGCUGUGGAUAAUGACUAUGAGGACCUGACAUGCGGUCAGACAGCAGUGGCCAUUUAUGACUACCAAGGAGAGGCAGAUGAUGAGAUCUCCUUCAACCCGGAUGAUGUCAUCACUAACAUAGAGAUGGUGGACGAAGGCUGGUGGAAGGGACAGUGUCACGGACGCUUCGGACUUUUCCCUGCUACAUUCGUGCAACUGAUGGAGUGAGCUUGCCUAUACAGUCUCCAACACACAGACAUAUACCUAAGUCCAUAGGACCCAUUAGCUGUGGGUCUUUUCACAGGGGGAACAUAAGCACAUUGCUCCAAUCUGACAGGUAUAGUUUGAUUGUACCAUGGGAGAAUCUCAAUUGCAUACUCCUCUAUCCUCACCUUCUGAAUACCUAUUGGAGGAGAAGGUCAGAGGGGAGGGACCUCUGGCUUUCUCAUCCAAUUGGUUUUGAGGUGAGAGGAUGCAAGGAGUAUGCAAUUGAGAUUCUCCCCAUGUGUUUUCUAGUAAAUUGAUUUAUAUCCGGUCAGUAGUCAUGACAUUUACAUUUUAGUCAUUUAGCAGACGCUCUUAUACAGAGCGACUUACAGUUAAGUGAGUGCAUACAUUUU
Molecule: messenger RNA, 2143 nt
Organism: Coregonus clupeaformis (lake whitefish)
Lineage: Eukaryota; Metazoa; Chordata; Actinopteri; Salmoniformes; Salmonidae
Product: hematopoietic lineage cell-specific protein-like
Exons: 15
Coding region: 162-1751 (529 amino acids)
Biological process (GO): regulation of actin filament polymerization
Cellular component (GO): actin filament; cortical actin cytoskeleton; site of polarized growth
Molecular function (GO): actin filament binding
Source: RefSeq, a predicted model, not a curated record